This is a messenger RNA of Leishmania braziliensis MHOM/BR/75/M2904, 630 nucleotides long. RefSeq names its product putative centrin. Bases 1 to 630 code for a protein of 209 amino acids. Lineage: Eukaryota; Euglenozoa; Kinetoplastea; Trypanosomatida; Trypanosomatidae. The record is from RefSeq and is a predicted model, not a curated record. Gene Ontology annotation, cellular component: centriole; centrosome. The transcript has a single exon. Gene Ontology annotation, molecular function: calcium ion binding. Gene Ontology annotation, biological process: centriole replication; mitotic cell cycle.
AUGUCUGCGGCAGCCAAGAAGGGUCCUCACGCGAGGACCAGCAAAGCGGCCAAAGCUAACACUGUCUGCACCGCACCAGGCACAGGUGCGAGGCACAGCGCAGCAUCAUCGGCGUUCACACCCGCGGCGCUGCUGGAGGUGCCUCUGGAGUACAAACAGCAGCUACGCCAGGCAUUCGAUAAGUUUGAUGACUCCGGAAAAGGCCUCAUCCCUGCACACGAGGCUGUGGUUGCUCUCUAUGCUCUUGGAUACGAUGUAGGCAGCGCGGAGCUCCAGAAGCUGCUGCAAGAGGUGGGCGCUACCGGCGCUGAGUCAAUCGACUUCAAUGACUUCUACAGCGUUCUAGUGCUGAAGAUGACCAAACCAGAGACCAAGAAUGAGUCGGUGCGUGCCUUUAAACAGAUGGACCGAGAUGACAAGGGGUACAUCGGCCUCGACGACCUGCGCUCCAUGGCUGACGCACUGCAUAUGAACAUGACAGACGACGAGCUGUCCGAGAUGAUCCAGUUCGCACGCUCUGUUGGGUACCACGCCCCCACACAAGGACAGUCAGAGUUCGACGCAAGAGAUGCGCUGGCAGUCUCAGAGGCUGAGUACUUGCGUUUGAUGAAGCGAGCCAACGUUUACUGA